This is a messenger RNA of Mytilus trossulus (common blue mussel), 454 nucleotides long. RefSeq lists its product as uncharacterized. The record is from RefSeq and is a predicted model, not a curated record. Lineage: Eukaryota; Metazoa; Mollusca; Bivalvia; Mytilida; Mytilidae. The transcript has 4 exons. The coding region runs from base 92 to 454 and encodes 120 amino acids.
GAUUGGUAAGUACGAGUCGUUACAUGAAUAUGGGGUAUCAACAUCAGAUGAAACGACGACAGUUAAAAAUAAUGUAAAAACAGAUGGAAUCAUGAACGACAAACGAGAUUUGACUGCUUUACAAAGUGAACAGAGUACUGUCAGUAAAAACAUUGGACAAUUUAGUGGUGGUGAACGAUCUGUAGCAGGAUUAUCACUACAAAUAACAAUGGGAUUUAUUGGCAUAAUAUCAAGUGCUGUGGUCCUUUAUCAUGCUAUUCCGAUGAUAGUGUUGGUUAAACAAAUGCUAUAUAACGCCUCAAAUGGACAAGUAACACAGAAAGAAGUUGAAGAUCAAUUGACUGAUACAGUUUCAUCAUGUAUAACAGAUACAGAUGAUGAGAGAAUAUAUAAAAUCCGAGAUAUUUAUUUGAAUGUUCCACCAUUAAGUCAUAUUGAUGUUAUUUUCAAAUAG